AUGGUCCAGCCACCAAGUUCUCAAGGAGGGUCGAGGAAGAUAUCGUUCAAUGUUUCCGAUCAGUACGAUAUUCAGGAUGUGAUUGGGGAGGGCGCGUAUGGAGUUGUCUGCUCCGCACUUCAUAAACCCUCAGGUCAGAAAGUCGCCAUAAAGAAGAUCACGCCGUUUGAUCACUCUAUGUUUUGCCUACGCACGCUGCGUGAGAUGAAACUCCUUCGAUACUUCAAUCAUGAGAACAUCAUCUCGAUCCUGGACAUCCAGAAGCCCCGCAGCUACGAGACCUUCACUGAGGUGUACCUCAUUCAGGAACUCAUGGAGACAGAUAUGCAUCGCGUGAUUCGUACCCAGGACCUCUCCGAUGACCAUUGCCAAUAUUUUAUCUAUCAGACCCUGCGAGCCCUGAAGGCUAUGCACUCUGCAAAUGUUCUUCAUCGUGAUCUGAAGCCCUCCAACUUACUCCUGAACGCAAAUUGCGACUUGAAAGUUUGUGACUUCGGUCUAGCCCGCUCUGCGGCUUCCACAGACGACAACUCUGGAUUUAUGACAGAAUAUGUGGCCACCCGUUGGUACCGUGCACCGGAAAUUAUGUUGACCUUCAAGGAAUACACAAAAGCCAUUGACGUUUGGAGUGUUGGUUGCAUAUUGGCGGAAAUGUUGAGCGGAAAGCCGUUGUUCCCCGGCAAGGAUUAUCACCACCAACUUACUCUCAUCCUGGAUGUCCUGGGAACACCAACCAUGGAAGAUUAUUACGGCAUCAAGUCACGUCGUGCUCGGGAAUACAUCAGAUCCCUCCCCUUCAAGAAAAAGAUACCCCUGAAAGCCCUAUUCCCCAAGACCUCCGACCUAGCUUUGGACCUGCUCGAGAAACUCCUUGCAUUCAACCCAGUAAAACGUAUCAGUGUCGAAGAUGCUUUGCGCCAUCCUUACUUGGAACCCUAUCACGAUCCAGAGGAUGAACCAACCGCUGAACCGAUCCCAGAAGAAUUCUUCGAUUUCGAUAAAAAUAAAGACUCUCUGAGCAAGGAGCAGCUAAAAGUUCUUAUCUACGAGGAGAUCAUGCGGUAG
Molecule: messenger RNA, 1065 nt
Organism: Blastomyces gilchristii SLH14081
Lineage: Eukaryota; Fungi; Ascomycota; Eurotiomycetes; Onygenales; Ajellomycetaceae
Product: CMGC/MAPK protein kinase
Exons: 5
Coding region: 1-1065 (354 amino acids)
Biological process (GO): protein phosphorylation; intracellular signal transduction
Cellular component (GO): nucleus; cytoplasm
Molecular function (GO): MAP kinase activity; ATP binding
Source: RefSeq, a predicted model, not a curated record